GGAAACACUUUUAUUUUGGUACGAUCUGACGUCAUAAGGCUGCGCCGCGGUUCUGCAUCUGUUUUGAUUCGGCUGAAGAAAGAUUGUCCAAACACAGAAAAACUCCUGGUGAAGUAACUGAGAUCCAUGUGACACACUAUUAUAAAAAUGGCGUUUAUUAAAGAGGAGAGUGAAGACAUGAAGAUUGAAGAAACAUUCAGUGUGAAACAAGAAGAUACUGAGGAACAAACAGACCUGAUGCCACUGAAAGAAGAAAGUGAAGUCCUGAAUGAUAUGGAAGAGAAAGAUCAGUAUCAGAAACAUCAUGCUUUCAUAACUCAAGAAGAAUCAUUUAGUUGCUCACAGAAUGACAAGACUUCCUCAGGAAAAAUAGCUCUGAAGAGAGGAAAUAGAAGUAAUUUCACCUGCUUUCAGUGUGGAAAGAGUUUCGCUCAAAGAGGAAACCUUAAAAAACAUAUGAGAAUUCACACUGGAGAGAAGCCUUAUUCCUGCAGACUAUGUGGAAAGAGUUUCACAGCAGCACUAAACCUUAAGUAUCACAUGAACCGUCACAGUGGAGAAAAGCCAUUCAGAUGUGAUCAUUGUGAAAAGAGAUUCACACGUAAAAUACAUUUUAAAAACCACAUGAAGAUUCAUUCGAGAGAGAACUGUUUUGUAUGUCAUCAGUGUGGAAAGAGUUUCCCUGAAAAAGGAAACCUUAAAAUCCACAUGAGAAUUCACACUGGAGAGAAGCCUUACACAUGCCCUCAGUGUGGUAAGAGUUUCACAUAUAAAAAAUCCCUUGAUGCCCACAUGAGAAAUCACACUGGAGAGAAUCCUUUCACCUGCCAACUGUGUGGAAAGAGCUUCACUCAAAAAGGAAACCUUAAAAUCCACAUGGAAAAACACACUGGAGAGAGCUCAUACACCUGCCAAAAGUGUGGAAAGAGAUUCACUCAAAAAGGAACCCUUAACAGGCACAUGAGAAUUCACACUGGAGAGAACCCUUUCACCUGCCAACAGUGUGGAAAGAGCUUCACUCAAAAAGGAAACCUUAAAAUUCACAUGAGAAUUCACAAUGGAGAGAGCUCUCACUCCUGUCAACAGUGUGGAAAGAGCUUCACUCAAAAAGGAAACCUUAAAAUCCACAUGAAAAUUCACACUGGAGAGAGCUCUUACUCCUGCCAACAGUGUGGAAAGAGCUUUACUCAAAAAGGAAACCUUAAAAUCCACAUGAGACUUCACACUGGAGAGAAGCUUUACACAUGCCCUCAGUGCGGAAAGAGUUUCACAUAUAAAAAAUCCCUUGACUCCCACAUGAGAAAUCACACUGGAGAGAACCCUUUCACCUGCCAACUGUGUGGAAAGAGCUUCACUCAAAAAUGUAACCUUAAAAUCCACAUGGGAAUACACACUGGAGAGAAGCUUUACACGUGCCCUCAGUGUGGAAAGAGUUUCACUCAAAAAGGAACCCUUAACAGGCACAUGGAAAUUCACAGUGGAGAGAGUUCUUUUACCUGCCAACAGUGUGGAAAGAGUUUUAAUCAAAAAGGAAACCUUAAAACACAUGAGAAUAUACACCAGAGAGAAGCCAUAUACAUGUAUCAUUUUCCUAUUAGCAAUGUAAAGCUGCUUUGAAACAAUCUGAUUUGUAUAAAGUGCUAUGUAAAGGGGCCUUGACUUGACUCUGUGGAAAAAGUUUCAUGGCAGAACCUUAGGCAUCACAUGAACAGUCACUGGAGAAAAGCCGUUCAGAUGAGAUAAUUGUGAAAAGAGAUUCACACUAAAGUAAACCUUAAAGGUCUGGUUUCACAGACAGGGCUUAAACUAAGCCAGGAUUGGGCCUUAGUUCAAAUAGGGCAUUUAACCCUUUCACGCAUGAGUUUAAAAUAUUCUAGCUGACCCCCCAGAGUACGUUUUUUUUUUAAGCCAACCAUUAUUUUGGAAUGUUUUCCCUUAAUUUUUCCAUGGCAACGCAUCAUGCUUGUCACGUAACACACCGCAGCGACAAUAACACUGUAUGACAGAUGAUUCGCUAUUAUUUUUUCUUUUUUUAUUUAAAAUAUUCACAAUCUUGGUUACCAUAUCAUCAACUAUCUGAUAUUCUGAUUCUCAAAUAUGUGUGAGUGUGUUUUGUCAUUUUAAAACCUUUAUAAAUGAUAUUUAUCUUGAACUAUAAUGCGAGAUGGGAGCUGCCAUCUUAGUUUGCACCGCAGUUCGCAGAGUCCUGUCAGUCGGAUUUACAGCACAUGAAUUCAUCAGUUUCUCCCGAAAUACAUGCAACCAAGUGGCUGGUGAACUAGAAGAAUAAUAGAGCAAACUUUAUAGUUACUCAGGCCCACUAUGUGUGUCUGAUAUGAAUAAACGUCGGCAAAUUAUAUUUGAAUGGAUUGUUAUUGCUGUUUCCACUGAUGUCUGACAUCAGUGUGUAUUUUAACUCUAAUUGUAUUGUUUUACUGGUGCUUAUGUGUAUUUAAAUGUCUGAAACCUUAAAAAAAAACCAUUGUGUGCGUCCAUCUCACAGCCAAAGCUCAGUUUGAAUCUGGCAGUUAUGUGACGUCACUGAACGUUCUAAAUCCCAUAUGUGGGACCGUCUCUCAGGGGCACAGAAAUAAAAAUCCCAUGUGUGGGACCGUACCGCUCAAAUGGUUAAGUAGCUUUUAUAAACGUACCCUAGAAAAAAACAUUACUGGUAUGCAUCUUGAGUCAAAACAAUGACAGCUCAAACAUGGAUUUUAGUCUCGGACUAGCUUAAGCCUUGUCUGUGAAACCGGGGGAAAGUGUAACUUUGCCAGUUUUCAACCCGCUUUGUAUUGUUAAGGAGGUAUAUUGUUUGUAUUAUUUGUAGUAAAUGUAAAUUAAAAAUGUUUACCCGUU
Ctenopharyngodon idella (grass carp) is the source of this 2856-nucleotide messenger RNA. RefSeq names its product gastrula zinc finger protein XlCGF57.1-like. Gene Ontology annotation, biological process: regulation of transcription by RNA polymerase II. The record is from RefSeq and is a predicted model, not a curated record. Gene Ontology annotation, cellular component: nucleus. NCBI's taxonomy places the organism in Eukaryota, Metazoa, Chordata, Actinopteri, Cypriniformes, Xenocyprididae. Gene Ontology annotation, molecular function: RNA polymerase II cis-regulatory region sequence-specific DNA binding; DNA-binding transcription factor activity, RNA polymerase II-specific. Bases 148 to 1617 code for a protein of 489 amino acids. The transcript is spliced from 3 exons.